Molecule: messenger RNA, 614 nt
Organism: Malus domestica (apple)
Lineage: Eukaryota; Viridiplantae; Streptophyta; Magnoliopsida; Rosales; Rosaceae
Source: RefSeq, a predicted model, not a curated record
UGUAAGGGUGUAGGGUUUAUCUGUGAAGAAGUUACAGAACAUGGGUCGUGGAGUUAGCAGCGGUGGGGGACAGAGUUCUUUGAACUAUCUUUUUGGGAGUGGAGAGGCUCCAAAACCGGCUGCCAACAAUGCUCAAGCUGCGCCAGUUCCAGAUGAGCCUGCUUCCAAGCCUGUUGCUCCUGCUCCUGCUCCUGAACCAGUUGAUAUCACCAAGGCGAUUCCUGCUGCUGGUAUCCAUAGCACCUCUACAAACAACUACAUGCGUGCAGAUGGCCAGAACACCGGAAACUUCAUAACGGAUCGACCCUCGACCAAGGUCCAUGCUGCCCCGGGCGGUGGAUCUUCUUUGGGUUACCUCUUUGGUGGACCGGGUGGUAACUGAGACAGACAUGCCCUUCGUUUCGUUGAUCCGUUAUAUAAACAAUGGAAGUCUCUAUGGAUUCUGUGAUGUAAUAUAGGUCUUGUGGUUGUUGGGAUCAUUCAGCCAAAGAAUGAUCUAUUUUAGAUGGAUAAACCAUCUGAUACAGAUUUCGUUUUCAUGGACAAACCAAACAUUUCCUAGUGCAUAUUUCGUGUUUCUCGUUAUUUUCUCAGUGAUUAAUUUCUCUUCUCCA